CCUCCUCCUCACCCUCCUCCCCCUCCCCUCCCCCUCCUCGCCCCUCCCCCCUCCCUCCGCCCCCUCCCCCCCCCGCCGCACCCACCUACGUCACUCCGGGGGGGCGGGGCUUCCCCGGGAUUCCCCCCCGCCCGCUGACGUCACAGCCGGGGGGAUUCCCCCGGGGCCGCCGAGGGAGUUCCCGGGACCGACGGAAUUCCCGGGACAGAAGGAGUUCCCGGGACCGAAGGAAUUCCCGGGACAGAAGGAAUUGCCGGGACCGGAGGAAUUCCCGGGACCGAAGGAAUUCCCGGGACCGAGGGAAUUACCGGGACACCGGAAUCCUCCGGGACACCGGGAUCCUCCGGGACCGAAGGAAUUCCCGGGACCGAAGGAGUUCCUGGGACUGCCGAGGGAAUUCCCGGGACUGAGCGAUCCUCGGGGGCCGCGGGACUCGCCGGAUCUCGGGGACUCACCGGAGCCCCGGGACUCGCCGGUACCGCGGGAUCCUCUCGGGCUGCGGGAGUCCCCGAAGCCCCGGGACCCUCCGGGACCCCGGGACUCGCUGGAGCUGCGGGACUGGCCGGGACCGAAGGAAUUCCCGGUGCUGCGGGACUCACCGGAGCUGCGACACUCGCUGGAUCUCCAGGACUCACCGGGGCCUCGGGAUCCUCUCGGGCUGUGGGACUCCCCGAGGCCCCGGGACUCACCGGAUCUCCAGGACUGGCAGGGACUGAAGGAAUUCCCGGUGCCACGGGACUCACCGAAGCCCCGGGACCCUCCGGGACCCCGGGACCCUCCGGAGCCCCGGGACUCGCCAGCACCCCGGGACUCGCCGGAUCUCCAGGACUCACCAGAGCCCCGGGACUCCCCGGUGCCGCGGGAUCCUCUCGGGCUGCGGGACCCUCCGGAGCCCCGGGACCCCCCGAAGCCCCAGGACUCACCGGAGCUCCAGGACUCAGCGGAGCCCCGGGACCCGUCGGUACUGCGGGAUCCUCUCGGGCUGCGGGGCUUCCGGAUGCCCCGAGACUCACCGGAGCCCCGGGACCCGCCAGCACCCCGGGACUCUGCAGAGCUGCGGGACUCACCGGAGCCUCGGGACCCGCCAGCACCCCGGGAUCCCCCGGAGCCCCGGGACCACCCGAAGCCCCGGGACUCCCGGAAGCCCCGAGACUCACCGGAGCCCCGGGACCCACCAGCACCCCGGGAUCCCCCGGAGCCCCGGGACCCGCCGAAGCCCCGCGACCCUCCGGUGGCCCGUGACCCUCCUCCGGUGUCCCGGGACUCCCCGGAGCUGUGCCACGGCUACUACGACGUGAUGGGGCACUACGACGCGGCGUUCAACUGCUCGACGGGCGCGUUCCGGUUCUGCUGCGGCACGUGCAGUUACCGGUUCUGCUGCGAGCACCGGGCGCGGCGCCUCGAGCAGCGGCGCUGCGGGAACGCGCGGAGCCCGCCCUGGGCGCGCACCGCCGCCCCCGCGCCCUCCGCCGGGGCUGGUACCGGCACCGGCACCGGGGCCGGCACCGGGGGGCUCCGCGGGGCCGCGCUGGCGGCGGGAGCACCGGGCGGGGUCCCGUACGUGGUGUGCGGAGUGGUCAGCGCGGCGCUGGCGGCGGCCGUGGGGGCCCGCGCGGCGUGGGGGAGAGCGCAGCGCGGGGACCGAGCGGCGGCGGCACAAAGGGAGCGCGGCAGGGCGCUCGUGGACGUGCUGCGGCACCAGGCGGGGUCGGGGCCGGGGGCGCGGCCCGAGCGCCGCAGCAGCUGUGGGGUCCUGCCGCCCCCUCCCCCCGACGCGGGACCCCCCCGGCCCCCCAAAAACCUCUACGGGCCCGAGAGCGGCUACGCCCAUCGGGGCUUCGGGACCCCCGAACACCGCGGGGGGGGCCUGGACUGGCGGGUGCCCCCCCCCGCCCCCCUGAGCUGCUCCCGCUCCUUCCACAACCUCUCGCACCCCCCCCCGCCCUACGAGAGCCCCCCCCGGGCCGACGGCGCCCGUUGGGCCUCGCUGCGGCGCCUGGCCGACCGGGACCUGGAGGAUUUCGGGGGUCCCUGGGGCCCCCCCUGGGGCGCGCCCCACCCCCCCCGGGGGACGCUGCCCCUCCCCCCGCCGCGGGGCCGCCGGGUCCUGUCCCAGGAAUUUUUGGGGGGUGGGUUUGGGGGGGGGACCCUCCCCCGGAACCGGCCCCGGCGCCCCCCCCUGUCCCACGCGGCGUCCCAGAGCAGCCUCGGGCCGGGGGGAGGGGCGGGGGGCGCGGGGGGGGUCGCCUCCCCUCCCCCGCCCCUCCCCCACCACCACCCGCCCCCCCCCGGGACCCCCUUCUCGCCCCCCCCCCAGCCCGGGGGGGUCGGGGGGCGCCGGGCGGUUUUUGGGGCGCAGCGGCAGAACACGGCGGAGCUGCAGCUCCUGCCCGGGCCCCCUCCCCCACCCACCGCCCCUCCCCCACCCGCGCCCCCUCCCCCGCCCCCCCCCCAGCAGCAGCCGCCGCCCCUCCCCCCGCACCGGCUGCGCACCGGGAGCCGGACCGAGGUGACGGUGUGAGCGGAAAGGGUUAAAAAUAUGGGG
Molecule: messenger RNA, 2545 nt
Organism: Taeniopygia guttata (zebra finch)
Lineage: Eukaryota; Metazoa; Chordata; Aves; Passeriformes; Estrildidae
Source: RefSeq, a predicted model, not a curated record